AUGUCUUGGUAUUUCCACUUUUGGACUGUGUUUUCUUUAUGUACCUCAAGCUAUGUCAGCGCACUCUGGUAUCCUAAGCAUGACGUAUCAUCAAACUCCACGCCUUUUCGGCAUUAUUUUGAUCCAACCUUUGAACACAAGCUAACCAACACCGUCAAUCAGGCGAUUCGAGAUGAAACUGCUUCCGGUUUUCAGUGGACAAGCGUUACCAGUUUCCGGGAGGCAUCAGAUAAUAAACAUGGCUCUGUUGCAUGGAUUGUUUUUGGUGGAUCAAUACCAAAUUUAAAAGUGCAUGCAAAUUCGCUGGCCAAGAGUGCAGUUGCCGUUGUUGGUUGUCAAAUAUCCGCUCAGGAAAACAGUCCUGUUGGCUUCAAGCUAGAUAGUUGUUAUCCAAUUGAAGUGAGUAGAGUGUCGACGUCCAAUGGCAAAGCAGGAUUACUUGGUUUCAGUAUAGUCAGUCUGGAGUUAAAAUCCACUCGAAACACUGCUGUACUUGUCUAUUGUGAUCCGUUGUGGCGGCAUGAUAGGAAGCAUCCGGGGGGUGGAUGUCGUGUUAGGCUACGUCAAGAUGGGGGGUGGGCUUCCCUGGCCAACGGCGAAUUCGAUGAAUUUUUUCGGUUUUGCAGUUCGUUUAACCAUUCAACUCCUUGCGGUGGGGGCUUUUCAGUGGACUUACUUGAGGUGGCCUCCGGUGGAAACAACCGUUUAUCCAAUACAAAAAUGAUCGUCGGUCUACCGUUUACCCAGCCCCAUGGUGAAGCGCAGGUGAUUGACAAUGUCUUAUUGCGCUUUCAAGGAGCCCCUUCAAAUGACCUAUCAAAUGUGGAUAUACUUCGAUCAGGAGAGCUACGUUUUGGUACUCAGGUUGUUUGGACGCCGACACAGGGUAACAGGAUACCAGCAGAAUCACCAAAUUCCCGACCCAAUGCGAACAAAACAACCACGGUAGACAAUCAAGAGAUACCGGAAUGGUGGACCAGGGAAAAUCUUGCACUUGUCAGUUCCCCUUCUAGCCAACCAUGGCCCACCAUUACAGCUUAUCGGCAUACUGGUUUCAGAGCUAGUGAAGUAGCUUUUCGAAUCAGGCUAAGGACCAAUGAUACGUUGGACUUCUCCGGAUUCGGACAAACUUUGGAAACAAUCCGGGUCCCACUGAGCGGCCAAGACAUCAGAGUUGAUUAUGCUAUUGUCGUGGGCGCUCCCUUCAAUUACCAUCCGGUGAAAGGCCCAAACACCGGACGGGUCUACAUCUUGUGUCCGAAACCAGGACUUGUCGAACAAGAAGUUGUGAGUUCAAUGGAAGGCCCAGAAGGUCAGAGUUUCUUUGGCUAUUCUUUGGCGAAUUUGGGUGAUGUGAAUGGGGAUGGAAUUGAUGAUAUUGUGGUUGGAGCUCCGGGAAUUCAAGCGUCUUCAUCUCAACCGUCUAUCAAUGGCAAGGUAUACAUUCAUCGAGUGACUCCGCAAUGUACUUUGGACCCGAUAGCAGUGCAGUUUCGCACAGGUCCGUUUCUAUGUGUAUUACGCUUCAUGUCUCAGCUCCUAUAUCUGUUCUGUCAGUUGCUUAUAAUUCUUCCCGGUCUAAUAAACACCUACUGGUAUCCCAACCACAAUGCUUCUACGGACGGCACAGUUUACCAACACUUUAUAGACUCUACGCUUGAACGGAAGUUAACCGACUCCAUCAAUAAUGCACUUGGUGACGCUAAAGCAUAUGCCUUUCAGUGGGUGAGUGUAACAGGAUUUCGAGAAUCACUAAACAGCAAUCUAUCUAUCACUUGGAUUGCUCUCGGUGGUUCUGUCCCAAAUCGACAGGCGAAUUUGACUUCAAUGACGAAGAAAGCCGUAGCUGUAGUUGCUUGCGCAUUAUCCGCCCAAAAGAGUAGCCCUGUGGGCUUCAAUUUGGAUGACUGCCAUCCUAUUGAAGUGAGCAGAGUGUCGACCAGCGAUCACAAAGCUGGAUUACUUGGUAUGUCCUUACGCAGUCUGGAACUACGGUCUACUAGAAGCAGCUCUGCACUUGUAUACUGUGAUCCCCUAUGGAGGGAUGACAUGAACCAUGCGGGAGGAGGAUGUCGCAUCCGACUACGUCAAGAUGGGCGGUGGACUGAAACGGCCACCGGUGAGCCAACCAGCUUCCAUUCAUUCUGUAACAGCGUUGAUCGUUCGAAUCCAUGUGGUGGAGGAUUCUCGGUGGACCUGCUUGAAUUGGGUGUUAACCAGAAUGGACGUUUCCCAGAAGCCAAACUGUUGGUCGGUCUACCGUUUAGCCAGCCGUUUGGUGAGGCACAGCUAAUUAACAAUGCCCUACGUGGAUUCCAGGGACUAACCGAGGGCGGAAAACAGUCCGUUGACGUGCUACAGUCGGAAGAAGUUAACUUUGGAACUCAGGUGCUAUGGACACCCCAUCAGAAGGAGGCAUUUAGAUCUGCCAAUAAUAAUACGGGUGCAGGUUCUGAAGAGGUAAAUUCUGUGCAGUCAGCUAGGGAGUACCUGGCGCUAGUUAGUUCUCCGUCGGGUAAGGCUGGACCCAGCAUUACGGCUUAUCGACCUAAUGGAUUUCGAGCCAGUGAUGUGGUCUUUCGAAUAAGGCCAAAGAUCAGUGGAAUGACGACCUUCUCCGGAUUUGGACAAGCUUUGGAAACACUUUGGGUGCCAUUGUUUACAAAUGAGAGCAGAGCGGAUUAUGCUAUUAUAGUGGGUGCCCCUUUCAGUUACCACUCGGUUAAGGGUCCAAACACUGGACGUGUCUACAUUGUAUGUCCGGACCUAGAACGUAUUGAACAAGAGAUUGUCGGCCCUAAUUUGGAUGGUCCGGAAAGUUACAGCUUUUUCGGAUAUUCCUUGGCACGCUUGGGAGAUAUUGACGGCGAUGGAAUUGACGACAUUGCAAUUGGUGCUCCUGGAAUGCGAGGAGAUUCAAAUCAGAACUCAGUUAAUGGCAGGGUGUACGUUCAUCGUGUGACUUCAGAUUGCAAACUGGCUCCAGUACCACUCCAGGUCCUCGAAGCACCGGACAAAAAGCCAGGCGAUGGUUUUGGAAUCGCAGUGGCACGUGGUGUGGAUAUAGAUCGCGACGGUUGGCCAGAAUUGAUUGUCACUGCGCUAGGAGAAGAGAACAAAACCACAACAUCGAUUCCUUACAUCUUCACCAUGCCCAAACAUGUAAGAGCCCACUGUAAAAUCUCCGUUGCAGCAGAGGACAGAAGUAAAGAAUUGAGAAAGGGUUCAGAGAUAAAGGUUAAGAUACUUGUGUCGCUCAAUGAUAUGUACUCAAAUGAGCUGCUUCCUAUUCCGGACGGUCUAACAAGCCCAAAUAUUCGUGUGCACCAAAUCAAUCCAGAUGUGCUUUGGAAUGAAAGGUAUACGGAAAACGCGAACAAUGUUUCAUAUAAGAGAGAUCGACUCGAAGACUUUUUCCAGUCAGAGUUUCCCUACAGUUUGGAUCCGGAUAAACCACGUUUCGAAGUAGUUGGUGAGCCAAAGCCCGUCCGAAUUAGACAAGGGCAGAUGCAGAUUUUAGCACGCCUUCGGGCGCGCUAUGAAGCACAGUCAAUCGAUUUGAACAUCGUCCCACUUCGCAUAGCCUAUCGAUCGUUUGUGCGUACGGAAGAAUGCGCUUCUUAUCGCUCCGAAGAGAAGCUAUGUAAUAAGGCCGAACAACCCUUGGUCGACUGGUCAGAGUGUCAAGCAAACCUUGUCCUCAAUGCACCUGUGUGUCCUGGGUCACCGUCAGGCUGCAGCUCUGAUUUGCGCUUGAGCCAUAUUGAUGACACAUUGGUUCAUUUUAGUUCUGCUCCACGUACAGUACAAAUCGACUUCAGCAAACGCCGGACAGUCCUGCGUUUGCAGCUGGAAAAUAUGGGACCAACGAAAGCCACUGGAGUUCGGAUCCAAAUUCAAACAUUUGGGAAACUAUCAUCCAGUCCGCCCGCAGGAGUCGAACUCCAGUUGACAGAAGUAAAUAUAACUCAAGCCGGAGUGGAUGCAACACUGUCUGCUCGACCAGCAAUGGCAGGAUGGAUGACUCAUGUAUCUGAGGCCAAAGAUGCCGUUUUGAUUACCUCCAGACGGAGACGUUCACUGCAUCCAAACGAGCCAAUCUGGAUUGAUGUGGGGAUAUUUUUUGCUCAUCUUGGUACGGGAACUAUAUCAACGCAAGAGUUGGUCAACAAACUCCAAGAAGGUGGUCAGCUCGUCUACCCAGGUAUACAGAUGCGUGUGUUCUCGGAAACAGAUGAUCCAGACCUAAGUAACAACAGAAUCUCGGUUAAUUACCAAAUCGUCUACAAGCCACGAGUUUUGAUCGGUCUUGGAUUACAGCCAGCUUCCUUAAUCGAUCACAGAAAAGAACCGACAGUCUUUGCUGGUGCAUAUGGUCCGCGUAAGGUAUUCUCCGAGGAUAUUGGUCCGAAGUUGGAACAUACUUUUGUGAUUGAAAAUCCUGGGACUACAGACCUUGCGAAUUUGAGCCUGAUGUUAGACUUGCCUUUUUCAACGGUGGACCGAAAACCCCUUGUAUAUCUGGUUCCUGAAGUCAGGAAACUCUCCCAGAAGGGUAGCGCAUAUUCCGAGUGGGAAAACCUGCUUCCACAAAUUUUCUCGGCUGACGGCCAAUCUGUGGGACAAUGUGUUGUGCCAACGGAUUACCUGAAUCCAUUGGGCUUGACUGUAUUGGACUUCGAUGGUUCAAGUCACCGAGAACCAGCAGAACCUCCCUUUUCUGCCGGGUCACAAUUACUGCGUGCCAAACGUGGGAGCCGGAACGUAGGUUAUAUCAUUACCAGGACGGAAGAUUUUGGCGACUCAAAAUUGGAGCAGGUCGAUCCAGCCAACGAGGCUGACGGUCUUGGAAUCAAAAUCCGACGGAGUGAAAAAUUCCGUUUUCAGUUCAGCUGUGACCCGCGCACGACGAAUAUUCCGACACGAUGUGUGUCGAUCAAAUGCACACUGACACAUCUUGGGAAACGAGAUGCGGUACGCCUGCGUUGGACAGGAUGGCUUUGGGCUGAAACCUAUUUCAACCUGCAGACUCCUGACGUCAGCUUUGUAAGCCGCCUGCGCGUUGAACACUGGGGUGAAGUGCCAUCAAGUUUGGUCGUCUACAAAGCACUUGAAAACAAUGUAUCAGAAGCCGUACGCAUUCUCAAAUUCGAAUAUCCCACCCCACCACCCUUUUUUGAAUUGAAACAGUCGAUCAUACUUCGUGGGGUAAAACCAAAAAUAACACACCGCAUACCUCUCUGGCCCUUCAUUGUUGCCAUAGUUGCUGGCAUAUUCGUUCUUACCGUGUUAGGUAUAUGUUUCUAUGCCUGUGGUUUCUUCCGGCGUAAAAGUGUGAAAGAACUGAAGCGGAGGAGUGCUGUCCACUCGCAAAAUUGGGGAGACAAAUCUUCUUCUGAAGCGCUACUGACACAUCAACAAGACAACAGUAAGACUACAUCGGGAUCCGGACCGUUCGUUUUGGCUACCAGACAUCCCCUAGUCGUAGCUUCGGUGGACGCUCGCCAAAAGCGGCCCGGGUAUGGAGAAAAUAAGCGUGUAAAGAUUCACACAAAGAAACGGGACAUGGAUUCCGAAUGCCUCAUUCAGGCGAGCCCCAACCUCUUUUGUGCUUUGGAGCCUGAACCACCAUCUCCAAGACUUCCUGCACCGGAACAGCAUGACAGACAGCACUCCACUUCUUCCGUAAACUGGUCAAAAGACGUGGAAAUCAGCGACCGGGAGGUGGAGGAGGAUAUAGUGAUAGGAGAAGAAACAGCUUCAGAAGCCUGUGAAGAUAAACCGGAAACAGUGGAGCAACACACAGAUGAGUACUCGCUGAACACUGCUCACUCUCAGCUUAUAACAAGUGAUACCAGUGAUUUGGCGGGAACAGAUUCUCUGUUAGAUUCACCUACCACAGAAACAGCCAGCACACAUUCGAAAAACAAUGCGGUUGUCGAAACAUGUCCACAGGAGAACCCCUCGUAGUUAACUUGGUGGGCCAAGGAGCAACAAGACUGUGGUUUCUGAGUAUGAACAGCGUGCUACUGUGUCUAAGUUAAAAACAGCUUUCAAUAGGCACUAGCUUUUCUACAUAUGAUCUUGCGCAUUUCUUACUGAAAGAAAAACAACGAUUUGGACUGCUGGUUACUGUCAUUUUUGUCGUUGUUACAGUUGAUCAUCUCACAGUUGUUUCACGAUUGAAACACUGAAAUCGUGUGGUUCAC
Opisthorchis viverrini is the source of this 6209-nucleotide messenger RNA. RefSeq lists its product as hypothetical. Gene Ontology annotation, biological process: integrin-mediated signaling pathway; cell adhesion mediated by integrin; cell-matrix adhesion. The transcript is spliced from 6 exons. Lineage: Eukaryota; Metazoa; Platyhelminthes; Trematoda; Opisthorchiida; Opisthorchiidae. Gene Ontology annotation, cellular component: external side of plasma membrane; integrin complex. The coding region runs from base 1 to 5970 and encodes 1989 amino acids. Gene Ontology annotation, molecular function: integrin binding. The record is from RefSeq and is a predicted model, not a curated record.